AUGCCCAAACGCAAGCGCGCUUCGGAGCUCACCCUCCCAGACGUCCUCGAGAAACACGAGACCCUCAUCGCCCGCGCCCUCAAGACCGCCAAGGGCUUCGAACGCCAGCGUCUCUCCAAGCGCCUUCGCGACGCCGACGUCACGCCCGAGAAAAAGACCCGUCUCGAGCGCGAAGUCGCCGUCCUCAAGACCAUUGACCUCCACACCACCGCCAAGGCCCACCUGGCCUCGUCCCUCCUCAAGGUCAAGGCGAUCAGCGCGCGGGGGGACCUGCCGGAGGAGCUGCGACGGGGCGUGCCCAAGGUGGAGCUCGAGGGCGAGGAGAAGACGGCGCUGCACAACGUGACGAGUGGCCUCUUCAACAGGAAGGAUGUCAAGGCGAGCGUGGACGAGGCGAUACGGGUCGUGUGUGCCAUGUUAGAGGUCCCGCCGCCGCCGAAAAAGGGCCAGAAGCAGACGGUCAAGGUGGAGGAGGAGGUUGAUAUACCAGAUGAGGAGGAAGAUGAAGAGGAGGUGACAGACUUUGAAGGGUUCCAGAGCGAUUUCGAUGAACCUGGGCCGGCGAUUGAUGCCAAGCCGAAGAAGAAAGACAUGGAUGAAGAGGCGAGCAGCGACGAGGAUGACCUCGACCUCGGAGAGGAGGAGGAUGAGCUCUCAAAGUACGACCACCUGCUGGGUGGCUCAUCAGACUCCGAAUCAGAACUAGACGCGGACACAAUCGCGCGGUUCAAGGGCACCGAGAAAGUCAACCUCGACGACAUCUCGUCCGGCUCCGAAUCCGACGUCGACGACGUGACGGCACCCGAAGCCUCCAGAUCCCCGUCCCCUCCACCACCCAAAGCCAAAAAGGCCAAGAAGGAAGCUGCGCCGGCACCAAAACCUACCACAUCCUCCGCCUUCCUGCCCUCCCUGAUGGGCGGCUACGUGUCCGGCUCCGAGUCGGCGUCGGACAUUGACAUUGCCCCGCCGAAGAAACGACUCGGCCAGAAGCAGCGCCAGGCCAUUGCGGAGAAGAAGUACGGCGCCCAGGCGAAGCACCUCGCCAAGCAAAAGGCACAAAAGGGCGGCCGCGACGCGGGCUGGGAUCUGCAACGGGGUGCCGUCGAUGGUGACGGCGGUCGACGGACGCCGUGGAAGAAGGGUGCCAGGGGCCCCCCGCGAGACAGGAGCACGACCACCGAUCGUCCAGUGAAGCCGCCGCCGAAACCAAAGACGCGCGAUGACACGGGAGUUUUGCAUCCGAGUUGGGAGGCUGCCAAGAAGGCAAAGGAGGCGAAGAAGCAACUGGCCUUUUCUGGGUCCAAGAUCACGUUCGACUAG
Emericellopsis atlantica is the source of this 1320-nucleotide messenger RNA. RefSeq names its product Bud-site selection protein. Gene Ontology annotation, cellular component: nucleus; 90S preribosome. Gene Ontology annotation, biological process: maturation of SSU-rRNA. Lineage: Eukaryota; Fungi; Ascomycota; Sordariomycetes; Hypocreales; Bionectriaceae. The record is from RefSeq and is a predicted model, not a curated record. The transcript has a single exon. Bases 1 to 1320 code for a protein of 439 amino acids.